Messenger RNA from Gadus morhua (Atlantic cod), 10460 nucleotides. It is a transcript of the gene prr12b, whose product is annotated as proline rich 12b. The record is from RefSeq and is a predicted model, not a curated record. NCBI's taxonomy places the organism in Eukaryota, Metazoa, Chordata, Actinopteri, Gadiformes, Gadidae.
ACCCCCUCCUCCCCUUUCUGUAUCCUCCAGUUCCCCCUCCUCCUCCUCCUCCUCCUCCUCCUCCUCGCUGGUCCCAGUCUUGAGGACUCGCUCGUGAAACGGGAGAAAUAAACAGAUACGGAGCAGAGGAAAAAAAAGAGGACCGAGGGAGUGAUAGCGUGCAAGAAUUCAAGGCAUAUCCUCCCACCCCCUUCCCCCCCUUGAACAAGGCUCCAUCUUCAUCACCUCAGUAUUCUCUUUAAUGGAUAGAAAUUAUCCUGGUACUGGAUUCGGUGAUUUGGGCGCUGGUACGGGAUGGAGUUACGAGCGAUCGGCGAAAGCAAGCCUGGUGUACGGCAGCUCCAGGUCCUCCCACCCCGACUCAGAGCUGCUCCACCGCCAGGCCUACGGCAGCCCCCACCCCCUGCAGGGCUAUGCAACCAAUCACCAUCCAGGGAGCGGGGGACAGGGCGGAGCCUGGGGGGCAGCUGGGCGGAGCCUAGGGUUGUCAGGACUUUUUGACGCCGGCCUUCACCACCAUGGCAGCCCUUCGGGUCACGACCCGUCCGUCAUGAACCUGAUCUCGGCCCUGGAGUCCCGGGGCCCCCAGCCCCCUCCCUCCGCCUCCUCUCUCCUGUCCCAGUUCCGGACUCCGUCCUGGCAGUCUGCCAUGCACACGCCGGCCCCCGCUGAGCUCUUCAUCUCGGGGUCCCUCCCCGGCUCGGGCUCCUUCCCGUCGUCCUCCGCCCUCUCGGCCUAUCAGCACCCGGCGCCCUUCUCGGGGCGCUCCUUCACCCCCUCGCUCUCCCUCCAGGACACGAGCACCUUCAGCCCCACGUCCAACGGCCUGCUGUCCCCCCACGACCCCCUCCUCCACAUCAAGCCCCCCCCGCAGCCCGGCCUGGGCUUCGACCGCCUGCUGUCCUCGCAGAGCGCCUCGGCCUACCGGGGCGGCCAGGAGCCUCCGGGGCCCCCCCAGUCCCAGGGCCCUUCGGGGCCCCCGGGCCGCCACCUCUCCAGCGCCCAGUUCAACCUGCUGUCCUCCCAGCUGCAGGACCAGUCGUCCCAGCUCUACAACACCUCCAUGUUCUCGUCGGGGCCCCCCCCGCCCCAGGCCCCGCCCCCUCAGGAGCGCGCCGUCCCGCGGCAGGACAGCGUGAUCAAGCACUACCAGCGCUCCUCGGCGGCGCAGGCGCAGCUGCAGAGCCCGGGGCCCCACCCCCUGCAGCACUACCUGAGCUGCGGCGGCCCCCCGGGCUACCAGCAGCUCUCGGGCCACCACCACCGGCACGCCGCGGUGUCCUGCAGCCCCCUCGGGGAGCUCAGCCCCUCCUCGGACCCCAAGCCCUCGUCGCGGGCCGAGGCGCAGGCCUACCGCCCCGCCGUCCCGGCCCCCUACGCCCCCGCCUCCGCCCCCCCCCCCUCCGCCUCCUCCUCCUCCGCCGCCGCCGCGGGCCCCAAGCCGACCAAGAGCUCCGGCUCCAGCAGCGGGUACUCCUCCUCGGGGUCGGCCUCGUCCCGCACGCCCCACACGCCCCCCUCCGCCUCCUCUACCUCGUCAUCCUCCUCCUCAGCCUCCGGCGGCGGCGGCGGCGGCGGCGGCGGUUCCUCCGCGUCGGCGCCCUCGCGCCAACAGCCCUCGUCGCAGUCGGCGCCGCCUCCCCCCCCGCCGCCGCCCCCUCCCGUGGUUUCUUCCACUCCGGUCCAGCAGGCGGCGCCCAAGCCCUGCCUCUCUGCGUACGGCUCCCCCGUCACGGCGGUGAAGCCCAGCGCCGGCCUGCAGGGCCAGACCCCCCCCCAGCAGCAGCAGCAGGCCCAGUCCUACUCCCCUAACCAGCCCCCCUCUGCACACAUUGCACAGCCCUACGGGGGCUUCAACUCGCCGCAGGCCCAGGACCUGAGCUCCGGGACGCUCCCCUCUGGUGGGAAGGGCUACGGCGGCCUGGGGCCGGGCGGGCGCUCGUUCUCGGCGGAGGUGGUCUACGGGGCCGACUCCAGCUACGGCUCCCUGCAGGGCUCCCUGGGCGGCGCGGGGAGCCCGUCCCUGGGCUACGGCGGGGCGGGGGCCUCAUCAGGGAGCGGCGGCGCGGGGCCCGGCGCGGCGGCGUCGUCGGCCGGGGGCGUGUCCUCGGGGGCGGGGGGCGGGGGUCCUCCGGGGGGCAACGGUGGCUCUUACCACAUCCCCGACUCCAGCCCCUCCCCCUCCGGCAACUCGGCCAUCGUCCGGCCCGGCCUGCACUCCCCCGCCCCCCCGCGCCCGGCGCAGUCCCCGGGGGGGGGGGCCGGCGGCGGCAACAAGUACCUGUCGUCGGUCCUCUCCCCGGCGUUCAUGUCCUCGCCGCAGGGCUACCCCGACGGCCGAGCGGCUCAGAGCCAGUCGUACCACCCCUCCUCCUCCUCGUCCAAGUCCAAGGCCGAGGCCGACCUGCUGGGCGUCGAGCGGCCCCAAGAGGAGGAGGACGACGACGAGGACGACUUCCUCAUCCAGCACUUACUGCACGCCCAGAGCCCCGUCCCGCACCCCUCCCAGCACCACCCCCACCCGCCCCCCGGCCAGCCCGCGGCCCAGGCCCGGGACGGCGGCUCCAAGGCGCUGCCCUACGACAUGAACAAGGCGUCGGAGGAGCGCUACCACCUGCAGAGCGUCAUCCGCACCAACAGCGCCCCCGGCGGCGGCGGCGGCGGCGGCGGCGGCGGCCUGGACGGCCAGGUGGAGAUGUCGCUGAAGAAGCAGCACCAGCAGGCCAAGUCGGAGCAGAGUCGCGUCGGGGCGGACCCCCACCCGCACUCGAACCCCCACGCUCACGGCGGCCACCCUCAGCACCAACAGCAGCAGCAGCAGCAGCACCACGAGGGCAUGGGCUCGGUGGUGCACUACGGCAGGGGGGACCCCUACUCACAGCACUCGCAGCACCCCCACCACGGCCCCCACGUGUCGGCGCACCCCCAGCAGCAGCAGCACCCCCAGCAGCACCCCCAGCAGCAGCACUCGCAGCACCCAUCGCAGCACCCCCAGCGGCCUCAGCACCCCCAGCACGGCCAGCACGGCCUGCCGCACCCCCACGGCCACGCCCACCCCAGGGAGCUGAAGAAGGGCCCCGACGCGGCCGAGCUGCCCUACCUGCGCAAGACACCCGACGCGCAGCAGCAGGCGCGGCAGGGCCAGGCCGCCAUGUCCCUGAUGGACGCGCCCGCCGACCAGCCCGUGCCGUCGCACAUGCUGCAGUCCGUGCUCUCGCACACCACGCGCACCAAGAUGGACCCCCAGCAGGCCAUGAUGGGCUCCGGCGGCGGCGGCGGCGGCGGGGGGAGCUCGGGGGUGGACCCCCACCCCCAGAGCCAGUCCUCCCAGCUGCAGCUCCAGCUCCAGUCCCACGCCAUGGAGGCCCACUACGGCCGGGGGCCCCAGGCGAGGGACCAGGGCCCCGGCGGGCAGAACUCGGUGUCGCCGCUGGACAUGCUGGAGCGCUCCCUCUCCCGGACCAACAGCAGGGACAGCGGCGCCCUGCCCGAGAGGGGCGGCGGGCUGGGGGGGGGCGUGUCCGUCGGGGGGGGGGGGGAAGGCGCCACCAGAGAGAGACACCGACAGCAGCAGCAGCAGCAGCAGCAGCACCGGCUCCCCCCGCACCUCCACCCCCAGCAGACGGCCUCGGACCUCCACGACUUCCUCUCCGAGCCCGACAUGAUGUCGGCGCCGUCGCACCUCCACCACCUCGGCGGGCAGCAGCAGCAGUCCCACGGCCCACACAGUGCCCAUCACCAACCCCAGGCCCACGCCCACCACCAGCUCUCGCACCCCCACGUCGGCCACGCGCACGCCCACCAGCUGGCCGCCAACAUGGCAACGUCUCAGCAGCAGCAGCAGCAGCAGCAGCAGCAGCAGCAGCAGCAGACCCAACCGCGGGAGCCGGAGCCACAACUGGCGCAUUCCCAGUUAGAUCAGCUUAAAGAGCACCAGUUUGACACUGUGAGCCCCGUGGGCAAAGCAGGACCCAAUCAGACUCAGCAGCAGCAGCAGCAGCAGAGGUUCGUACCGCUCACCUCCAUCUGCUUCCCGGACUCUCUCCUCCAGGAUGAAGACCGGUCCUUUUUCCCCGGGAUGGAGGACAUGUUUUGCUCGGAGGAUUACAAGUCGAGCUGCGCCGGGGACUCCGGAGCGGGCCAGGGCGUCCAGGAGUCCCAGGGUCGGGGGCAAGGCCAGGAGGCCAUGAAGGCAUCAGGGGGCGGCUACGACAUGAUGGGUCACCACGGCGACCAGGGCUACGGACAGUACUGCCACGGCCUCCCGGAGACGGGCAACGGAGGCAUGCACUUAGACCUGGACGCGCUGAAGAGCCACGAGCUGCCGUCCACCGUGAACACGGAGCAGCUGGGCCUGAUCCAGUCGCAGGCCUCCAGCCUGGGCAUGGCGGGCUCGGGCGUCCCCGGCGACGGCUCGGUGAACAAGAUGAUGGGAGCGCUGCCGGGACUGGGCGGCGGCGGCGGCGGCAACACGGGCCCCGGCGGCCUCACCUCGCCCAUCUUCUGCUCGUCCCGGCCCAAGAAGCUCCUGAAGACCAGCUCCUUCCACCUGCUGAAGCAGCGCCGCGAGCCCCCGGCGGCGUCCAAGAAGAACUACGCGCAGGAGUACGAGUUCGAGGACGACGAGGACAAGGCGGACGUCCCGGCGGACAUCCGGCUCAACAGCAGCCGCCGGCUGCCCGACAUGCUGCCCGACCUGGUCUCCAGCUGCCGCAAGGCGGGCGGGACCCCCGGCGGCAGCGGGCUGAGCCCCCUGAUGGGCGACAUGGAGUUCUGCCACCCCACCGCCGGCGGCGGCGGCGGCGGCGGCUACGCGCCCAUGGGCGCCCACCCGCCGCAGCUCCUCCCCCACGAGGGGCCCAAGAAGCGCGGGCGGAAGCCCACCAAGCCCAAGCGCGAGGGCCCCCCGCGGCCCCGAGGCCGGCCCCGCAUCCGCCCGCUGCCCGAGCCGCCCUACUGCCGCGGCCUCCUGGGGGCCACCGGCGGGGAGACCAAGAGGGGGCGGGGCCGGGGCCGCGGGCGGGGCCGGCGGGACGAGGGGAUGCUGGAGAUGCACCGGGACAUGGCCAAGCCGCCGUGCCUGCCCUAUCACCCACAGCAACAGCAACAACAACAACAACAACAACAGCAGCAACAACAGCAACACGCGCCGCAGCAACACGCGCCGCAGCAGUUCCACCAGCAGAUGCAGCACCAACACCUCCAUCACCAGGCCGCCCCCCCGCCGCCGCCCCAGCUGCACCACCACCAACACCACCACCUCCAUCAGCAGCAGCAGCAGCAGCAGCAGCAGCAGCAGCAGCAUCUCCCCUACCCCCACCACCAGCCGCCCCCCCAGCACCAACAGCACCCGCAGCACCAGGAGCCCAUCCGACCCAUCAAGAUCAAGCUGCCCAUCGCCUCCAUGCCCUCGUCCGACGCCCUGCUGCGAACGGACUCGCUGUCCAGCAACGAGCCCGUGCUGUCGGACGGCUCGGUGGGCUCGGCGCCCUCGCUGGGCCUGAGCCCCGGGCCCCCCCCCAGCAUGGACAUGGGCAGGGCCGACCUGAACCCCAGCCACGAGAAGAUGAUGAAGCAGCAGCAGCAGCAGCAGCAGCAGCAGCAGCAGAAGGCUCCUGAGAUGACCUGGGAGAGGGAGAUGGAUGAGGAACUGACCCCCGAAGCCUGGGCCACCAUGCAGAAGCUCUCGAGCACGACGGAGGACAAGGCCCCCGAGCUGAAGCCCGGCUUCGUGGCGUCCUUCCUGGACUUCCUGAAGACGGGGAAGAAGCAGGGCUCGGGCCCCGAGGGCGACGACGACGACGACGACGACGAAGACGACGACGAGGAGGAAGACGAGGAGGAUGCGGGCGGAGACCCCUGCUCCUCCCUGAAGGGGGGGAUGCGCCCGCUGUCCACGCCGCCCCCUCCCUUACCCCUGCCCCCGCCGCCGUCGCAGCAGGAGCAGCAGCUCGCCGCCGCCUCCGAGUUCGGCGAGGCGGGCGGAGCAUCUGCCGGCAACGGUGACGGCGACGGGGACGACGGGGACGACGGAGACGAGGAGGCGGGCUCCCUGGGCCUCAGCGGCUGCCCCAGCCCGGGCAAGCGCCUGGACGAGGAGCUGAAGAGGAACCUGGAGACGCUGCCCUCCUUCUCGUCGGACGAGGAGGACUCGGUCAGCAAGAACCAGGACCUGCAGAAGAGCAUCUCCUCGGCCAUCUCGGCCCUCUACGACACCCCGCACUCGCUGGCCGCCGCCAUGGCCGCCGCCGCCGCCGAGGCCCAGGCCCCGCCCAGCCCGCGGGCCCCGCCCCCCCUCAGCCCGCCCCUGCCCCCCACGCCGCCGCUGCUCACGCCGGCCAGCGCGGGGGAGGAGGAGGUGACGGCCGUGACGGAGGAGGAGGAGGAGGAGGAGGAGGAGGAGGAGCGCCGGCGACGGCACCACCACCACCACCUGGACGCCCUGGAGGAGGAGCUGGAGAUGGAGCAGCAGCAGCAGGAGCAGAGGGCCAGGGGCCCGGAGGAGAAGGAGGAGCAGCAGGACGGGGAGCCGAGGGCCGCGCAGGGAGAGGGCCCCGACGAGGAGGAGACGAUGAGGAGACGAGGAGAGGAGGCCAGCAUGGAGGAGGCCUGGAAGAGAGGCAUGGAGGAGGAGGAGGAGGAGGAGGAGAGGAGGCUGGCCGACUUCCACAUGCUGGAGGUUCCUAAAGUUGAAGACUCCCCGUCCGCCCCCCCAGUGCUGGCGCCCGUCCCUCCCUCCCCCUCCCUCUCCCCGCCACUGCCUUGCCGGCUCCCCCGGCCCCCCCCAGGCCUGACGAAGAGGAGGAGGAAGAGGAGGAGGAGGAGGAGGAAGAGGAGGAGGAGGAGGAUGAAGAAGAGGUGGACGGCGAGCCCGGUUCCUCCUCCCCCACCGACGGGUCCCGCGGGCCGGUCCGCAGGGUCCCGCCCCCUCCCCCCCCCCACCGCCGCCGCCAACCCCGCCCCCUUGGCCGCCAACGCCGCCACCGCCGCCGCCGUGGCGGGCUCCUCCCCGCCCCCCUCGGCCUCCCCCCCGGCCGGGGCCACCUCCCCCCUCUCCGUCCCGCCGGCGGCCGCCUCCGUGCCCCCCCCCUCCGCCACGCCGCCCCCUUCCUCCUCGGAGCAGGACCACGACCACGAGCAGGAGGCGGAGCUCGACCCGGAGGCCGACGCCCCCGAGCCGGACGAGGAAGAGGACCGCAACGACGAAGACGAGGACGAAGAGGCGGCGGCCGACGUCGCCGCCGCCGCCGCCGGCCGUCCCGCGGUCGACCGCCCGCCGCCCGCCUCGCCCUCGGCCUCCUCCUCCUCCUCCUCGGCCUCUUCGUCGGCGGCGUCGUCGCCGUCGCCGCCCCCGUCCCCGCCCACGCCGGAGGAGGAGCCCCCGGCGUCCCAGCGGCUCACCUCGCUGCACCUCGCCAAGAAGCAGGCGGACGCCGCCAUCGCCGGGGAGAGCGAGGAGGAGGACAGCGAGAGCGGCGGCGAGGGGAUCUUCAGGGAGCGCGACGAGUUCGUGGUGCGCACCGAGGACAUCGGCACGCUCAAGCUGGCUCUGCAGACUGGCCGUGAGCCUCCACCCAUCUGGAGGGUGCAGAAGGCUCUGCUGCAGAAAUUCAGCCCUGAGAUCAAAGACGGACAGCGUCAGUUCUGUGCCACCAGCAACUACCUUGGUUACUUUGGCGAUGCCAAAAUGCGAUACCAACGGUUAUACGUGAAGUUCUUGGAGAACGUCAACAAGAAGGACUAUGUGCGCGUGUGCUCCAGGAAGCCAUGGCACAGAGCAGGUCUCACACUGAGACGGCAGUCCCUCCCCAAGCCCCCGCCCACGGCGCUCAGCCAGACCCCGCCCCGCGUGGAACGGGACGAGCGGGAGCGGCUCCGCGAGCGGGAGCUGAAGGAGCAGCGGGAGCGGGAGCUGAAGGAGAAGGAGGACCGGGAGAAGGAGGAGCAGGAGCUGCGGGAACGGGAGCGCAAGGCCAGGGAGCGGGAGGAGCGGGAGGAGAGGGAGCUGAGGGACAGGGAGCGCAAGGAGAAGGAGCGGGAACGCCGGGAGCGGGAGCAGAAGGAGAAGAGGGAGAAGGAGAGGGACCACAAAGAGCGGGAGCAGAAGGAGAAGAGGGAGAAGGAGAGGGACCACAAAGAGCGGGAGCAGAAGGAGAAGGAGCAGAGGGAGCGCGACCGGAAGGAGAAGGAGCAGAAGGAGCAGAAGGAGCGGGAGAAGGAGAAGGAGAAGGAGCGGUCGUUGAGGGAGAGGGAGAGGAAGGAGCGCGAGCAGAGGGAGAGGAAGGAGCGCGAGCAGCGGGAGAAGGAGAGGGAGAGGAAGGAGCGCGAGCAGAAGGAGAAGCUGGAGAAGGAGAAGGAGCGCCGUGAGAGGGAGAAGGAGCAGAAGGAGAAGGAGAGGCAGCGGGAGAGGAAGGAGAGGGAGGAGCGGGAGGAGAGGGAGAGGAAGCGGCAGGCCUCCCAGGAGAGGAAGAGCGUAGGAGGAGGAGGAGGAGGAGGAGGAGGGGAGCGCGGCAAGCCCAAGGGGGAGAAGAGGGAGGCGGAGAAGGUGACGGAGCGGCCCUCCAGGGCCCGGGGGCUGAAGGACAAGGCCGAGCCCCCGCCCAAGAAGAGGAAGAAGUGGCUGAAGGAGGUGCCCUCCUCUUCCUCGGACUCCUCCUCCUCAGCCGACGGCGCCAGCGACGACGAAGGCGCGCUGCGCGGCGGGCUCAACAGCCGGGCCAUGAGGGAGAGGUUCCGGAGCUACGUGGAGAUGCUGGUCAGCACGGCUCUGGACCCCGACAUGAUCCAGGCCCUGGAGGACACGCACGACGAGCUGUACCUCCCUCCCAUGAGGAAGAUCGACAGCCUGCUCAACGAGACGAAGAGGAGGCUGGUGAGAAGAGCCAACAUGAACGCCCAGCACCAGGAGACCCUGCACGUGUUCCCCAAGAUGACGGCGGACCCCCUGGACUCGGGCUCCGUCAAGGUGCACCUGGGCGGGGAGGGCUACAACCGCAAGACCCUGAACCGCGUGAAGCGGAGCGCGCCCAAACCCCAGGACCUCAAGCUGUCGACGGAGGCGUGCCGGGUGUACAGCCUGUACCACUCGCUCCACCACUACAAGUAUCACACCUUCCUGCACUGCAAGAAGGAGACGGACAGCAUCGAGCAGGCGGCGGAGGAGGACCCCGGCCAGGAGGAGGUGGUGCAGCAGUGCAUGGCCAACCAGGGCUGGCUGGAGACCCUCUUCACCUCCUUCAUGGAGCUGCUCACGCUGAGCGCGAAGGCCUGAGAGGUGGAGGAGGAGGAGGAGGUGGAGGUGGAGGUGGAGGUGGUGGAGUACGGCUUGUGAAAAGACAUGAGCUCUCCCGAUCCGAUCCGGCAGUAUUUAUUGGAUGGUGCGGGGCUGUCCCUGGCAGAGGAGUACGAGUAUUAAAGAGGCCAUGAACCGCUGACUCAGCAAGUUUUUUUGCGGACAAUAAAAAAAAAAAAAUAGUGAAUGUGUGAUGACGAGUAUCAGGUCCCGUACGAGGACCGCGGCGACUUCGGUUGGCACGAUUAAAAAAAAAAAAAGCGAAGAGAUAUUUUUUUUUUUUCAUUGUUGUUUGAGAUGUGUAUCGACAAAUACACACACGCACGCAUUCACAUACACACACACACACACACACACACAGACAGACACACAAGCAAAUUCACACGCGCUCACACCGACACCAAGAAACCGACACAUUUAAGCGCUAUAAAUAUGUAUUAAUAACUAUGGUUUGUAUAAUUUAUACAAGGACAUUUUUAAAAACUUAAAAAAAAACUAAAAAGGACCCUCCCGGAUGUGGGAUUGUUUGCUGUUAUUAUUUUUGAAUAAUAAUGAUAAUGUUUUAUUGCGGUGCGCAUUAAAUGAGCCGCCAGGCGCCUGCCAGACGUUGUCUAGCGGGUCAAGUAAAAAAAAAAGAGACUGAAGAUGGAGAAGGGACAUGAAGGGUCUCACAGGACUGCGAGGAAUUCCCUCAUUUCUGUCAGCUUUAAUAAGAAAAAAGAUUGAGGGGAUAAUGUAUUUAAAUCUAUGCUAUCUGUGUUCUUUAUUUGUUUGUUCUCCAAAAGACGGUGACAGAGGAGAGAAAGCAAGGGAUUUUUGUCUGGGAAAAAAAAUAAAAAACUUAAAUUGGCCGUCCAUUUCUAAAAGAAAAGUAUGGCGGUGGGAUGAUUUAAAAAGCGUUAAAAGUCUGUGUUUACAGUUUGUCCUUUUUAUCUGUUUGUUGUCCAUUAUGAUCAUCAUUGUUAUUGUUAUUAAUAUUAUUUUCGGGGAGUUUAACUUCUUUGUGUAAACUCUCAUGCAAAUCUUUUGUUUGGUUUUUGACCUGUAAAUAUUGUACAGCUGCUUCAGUCUCUAAAUUCCCAGUUCCAUUUCUGUACAUGAACUUCCUGUAUUUGACAAAAAGGAAAUAAAUCCGUUAAAACGAUGGAAAUGACCAUGAAUAAGCCAA